Molecule: messenger RNA, 1893 nt
Organism: Clupea harengus (Atlantic herring)
Lineage: Eukaryota; Metazoa; Chordata; Actinopteri; Clupeiformes; Clupeidae
Gene: rchy1
Product: ring finger and CHY zinc finger domain containing 1
Biological process (GO): ubiquitin-dependent protein catabolic process; protein ubiquitination
Cellular component (GO): nucleus
Molecular function (GO): zinc ion binding; ubiquitin protein ligase activity
Source: RefSeq, a predicted model, not a curated record
UCUAUGUAGAACAGUUGAGAUGCUCAGACAUGUGAAUAUUAAUAAUUUAAAGAUGACGCACAACGCGUUUUAAGUGUUUUCAGGCCCACGUGUUGCUGCGCACUUUGAGAUGUCUUGUCAGUUCUAAAUUUCACCGGUAAAGUUAAGGCAAAUAGGGUCAAAAAAUAUGGCUGCCACCGAAGCGGGGUGUGAACACUAUGUGCGCAGCUGCCGGCUGAAAGCACCUUGCUGUGGGAAGUUCUACGUGUGCAGAUUAUGUCAUGAUGCUGAAGAAGAACAUGAAAUGGACAGGUUCCAGGUUAAGGAGGUCCAGUGCAUCAUAUGCAAUGCGGUACAAGAGGCACAGCAUGAUUGCAAGGAGUGUAACGUGAAAUUUGGGGAAUAUUAUUGCGGUAUUUGCCACUUGUUUGACAAGGAUAAGAAGCAGUAUCAUUGCAAACCCUGCGGGAUAUGCAGGAUUGGACCAAGGGAUAAGUACUUUCACUGUGAAAAGUGCAAUUUGUGUUUAGCCUGUAAUCUUCAAGGCAAUCAUAAGUGUGUGGAGAAUGUGUCCAGACAGAAUUGUCCAGUUUGCAUGGAGGACAUCCAUACAUCCAGGAUAGGAGCUGAUGUGCUCCCUUGUGGCCAUUUACUUCAUAAAACUUGCUUCAUAGCGAUGUGCAAAACAGGUGCCUACCGCUGCCCGCUCUGCAUGCACUCUGCUUGUGACAUGCAGGCUUACUGGGAAGAGAGGGACAAGGAAAUUGCCCAGUCACCAAUGCCUACUGAGUACCUGGAUGCUACUGUCAAGAUAAUUUGCAAUGACUGCCAAGCUCAUUGCAUGGUGCCCUUUCAUGUCCUGGGUUUGAAGUGCAGUGGUUGUGGGUCGUACAACACAGCACAGGAUGGGGGACUGAUCCAACCUCCACAGCCUCAAGAGCCUCAAGAGCCUCAAGAGCCUCAGCAGCAGGAUACACCUCCCGAUCCUUGACCCAAGUUUCCCUCAUAACCUCCAAUGUCAAGACUGUGACUGCAAGGAUGCACACUCCCGCCGCUUUCAUGUAUAAGGUUUGAGUCGAUGCAGAAAAACUCAAUUGCUGUGAUCACAAUCUCAGGACACUUUUAUCAGAAUGUAUACCCACAAUAACAAAUUCUGUUGUGAGUGGAGCAUUACCCCCUUAAGUUCUGUAACACAUAAAAGUACAUUAACUGUAUCAGUAACUGUAUCAUUAAAUGCCAACAAGCUACGUUCUGAUUUCAGUUGAGCUUCCAGCUGUGUGAGUUAGAAGUAGUGAUGAAUUAAAAGUGAGAAGAUCUCUUAAUUUACUCCAGUCACUAAGCCACCAAUACCUUUAUGAAAUCAACUGGCAAGUACAGUAUUUUACGAUUUUCUAAUUGGUACCCCUGGGAGGGAAGGACCUGCACCUGUUUCCUUGUUUGCAUCACAUCAUUCACAUCAUUAUUAACAUGCAUCAGUCCAUGUUUCAUAUUUGUGUGGAGGGUUGUAGGAUCUAUAAAAUGAAAAUAAUGAUCACAAAGAAAAUGAUCACAGAGAACAGUGGGGAUUUGUUAAGGCUAAAACUGACAAUAAUGUAGGAACAGGACGUGAUCAUGAAUUUCCCUUGAAGGUUGUUUACAGUCGAAUUUUUUUUUGUACAGAAUGUAGACCAAGCAUUCAGUUGAACUGUGAUUUUAUUGUGUCUCUCGAACAGUUAAAUAACAUCAUGAAUGGGAGGAAAAGUGUGGUAUGAAAUGUCGCCGCUGCUUGUCAUCUGGUGGUCACACAAUCUUUUGAACCUAAAGCUUUUUGCAUUAAUAAAAGAAAGCUAAACGUGCAACCUGAAUUCAGUUUUUGAUAACAACUACAAUAUGUAACAAAUGAAAAAGAUUUUAAAAUAAAGAUUUUACGCAGUA